AUGUCUAAGGUGGACAUGCAUUUCCCGACCUUCGAGCCUCCCCCUCAUCAGCGAAACCCUCGACGCCUACAAACAAGCAACUUCUCGGGCCCACUCCCUCUCUCCCUCUCCAACCUAACCCAGCUCCGCCAUCUCCAGCUCGGCGGCAACUUCUUCUCCGGAGAGAUCCCGGACUCCUACUCUCAGCUCUCGAGUCUCGUCUACUUGGGUCUCAACGGAAAUGCCCUGAGCGGAAAAAUCCCGCCGAGCUUGAGUAAGCUGGAGAAGCUAAAGGAGAUGUAUAUAGGCUACUUUAACACUUACGAUGGCGGCAUCCCGCCGGAGUUUGGGGCGCUGACGGCGCUCGAGAAGCUCGAUCUGGGUAGCUGCAAUCUCACCGGACCGAUUCCGCCGGAGCUCGGGAAUUUGGAACUGCUUAAUAGCCUGUUUCUUCAGUUCAAUAAUCUCACGGGGUCGAUUCCUGAUGAAUUGGGCGGGCUUCCGAGUUUGAAAUCUCUGGACCUCUCCGUCAACGAGCUGUCGGGGGAAAUACCCGAGACUUUUGCUGGGCUUCAGAGUCUCACCCUGCUCAAUCUCUUUCGGAAUCAUUUUAGAGGGAGCAUCCCUUCGUUUAUCGCCGAUUUGCCCAAUUUGGAAGUCUUGCAGAUUUGGGAGAACAAUUUUACGAUGGAGUUGCCGGCGAAUUUGGGGAGGAGUGGGAGGUUGAAGAAGCUCGACGUUACCACGAACAGGUUGACGGGUUUGGUUCCGUCGGAUCUCUGUGAAGGCGGGAAGUUGGAGAUAUUUGUUCUAAUGGAUAACGGGUUUUUCGGCCCGAUACCCGAUAAGCUUGGAGAGUGCAAGUCCCUUCAGCAUGUUAGGCUCGGUGAUAAUUUCUUGAAUGGGUCGAUUCCGGCUGGACUUCUGGAUUUGCCGCGGUUGCCGGCGGCUGAUAUGAUUGAAUUGAGCAAUAAUUUUUUCUCCGGCGAGUUGCCGCCGGUGAUAAGAGGCGAUAAGCUCGGUAUUCUCUCGUUGUCGAACAAUUUGAUUUCUGGUCCGAUUCCGAAGUCUAUAGGGAGUCUUCCGGUGCUGCAGACCUUGUCGCUGGAAUCAAAUCAGUUCUCCGGGGAAAUUCCGGCUGAGAUCGGUGGCAUGAAGCAGCUUGCGAAGCUCAAUUUGAGCGGGAACAAUCUCACAGGCGAAAUCCUGUCCGAACUGGUACAAUGCUCGUCGCUCGAAUCCGUUGAUCUCAGUUGCAACCAGCUGUCUGGUGAAAUCCCUGCCGACAUCACGCACCUUCAUAUUCUCGGCACGCUGAACUUAUCAAGAAACCAAUUCACCGGUGAAAUCCCGUCGGAGAUGCAGAGAAUGCAGAGCCUAACGACAAUCGAUCUCUCCUAUAACAAUUUGUCAGGCACAAUCCCGAUCCAAGGUCAGUUCCUCGUCUUCAACGCGAGCUCGUUCGAAGGCAACCCCGCCCUCUGCGGAGCUCAACUACACCAGUCGUCCCCCUGCAUCUCCUCUCACGCUCCCAAAAGCUCAAGAAACAACUCCGCUCACAAGAAUCUAACCCUGGCAAUCUUAAUACCGAUCCUCUUCUCAAUCCUCGCCCUCCUCGCCAUCAAGUUGCACCGCUCGUGGAGAUCAAAGUCAAACUCCAACACAUGGAAGCUCACCGCAUUCCAACGUUUAAACUUCACGGUCUCCGAUGUGAUCGAAAGCGUAAGGGAUGACAACGUGAUCGGAAAGGGCGGUGCGGGGAUCGUGUACCGCGGAAGCAUGCCGAGCGGGACCGACGUUGCAAUAAAACGUCUCGUCGGUCGCGGAGGCGGUGUCGAAGACCGAGGGUUCACUGCUGAGAUAACGACCCUCGGCAAAAUCAGGCACCGACACAUUGUGAAGCUACUAGGAUUUGUGUCAAAUAGGGACUCAAACUUGUUACUUUAUGAGUACAUGCCAAAUGGGAGUUUGGGGGAGAUGUUGCAUGGUAGCAAAGGGGCGCAUUUCUUCAAGUCCCGUGGAGUUGCAAGUGCAUUUUCUAAGUAUGCAUACACACUGAGCGUGAACGAGAAGACCGACGUAUACAGCUUUGGUGUCGUUCUCCUCGAACUCAUCACGGGUCGACGCCCUGUCGGCAGCUUUGGCGACGGCGUUGACAUUGUCCAGUGGGUCCGAAAGACCACCUCUGAGAUCAAUGAAAAAUCAGACCCGGCUGCUGCAGUGCUCGCGGUGGUAGACCGCCGCCUCUCACCAUCUCCUAUCGACACAAUCACCAACCUUUACAAAGUGGCAAUGCGAUGCGUCGAGGAGAAGAGCUCAGCACGGCCCACGAUGAGGGAGGUGGUCCAUAUGCUCUCCGAUCCGACAACAUCACCACCGCCGGAUCUUCUUGUUAUUUGA
Asparagus officinalis (garden asparagus) is the source of this 2379-nucleotide messenger RNA. RefSeq names its product leucine-rich repeat receptor-like kinase protein FLORAL ORGAN NUMBER1. Gene Ontology annotation, molecular function: protein kinase activity; receptor serine/threonine kinase binding; ATP binding. Gene Ontology annotation, biological process: protein phosphorylation. NCBI's taxonomy places the organism in Eukaryota, Viridiplantae, Streptophyta, Magnoliopsida, Asparagales, Asparagaceae. The record is from RefSeq and is a predicted model, not a curated record.